Molecule: messenger RNA, 837 nt
Organism: Leptosomus discolor (cuckoo roller)
Lineage: Eukaryota; Metazoa; Chordata; Aves; Leptosomiformes; Leptosomidae
Source: RefSeq, a predicted model, not a curated record
CCUGUGCCAGAGCUGGAGGGAAUGACUCCUUCUCCGGGGUUUCCCACCAGCUGGGAAGAGAACUUGGGAAACGUGACCUUCCCAGUCCUGUGCUCGCUUUGCCGGACGAUACUUCCUCUGUUAUUCAAGGCUGAAGGCAAAACCCGGCUGAGUAUUAACAGCUUAUUGUACGGCUCCCGUUUCAUUGAUGGAAACAGGCUGGGAUCCAGUACAUCCUACGACAGCAAAAAUGAGGAUAUUACCCAUCCCCAGUCCCAGGAGGAGAAGCAGAGAAACUGCUGGCUCCCUGAGCCCGCAGAUGGUUACAAUACAGUGAAGAGCGCUCUCACUGUACAGGAAUAUUUCGCCAAGCGCAUGGCGAAACUGAAGGGACCCCAGAACGAAACGGAAACAAAGGUAGAUGAUUCCUGCCCGACAGCUGACGAAGUUUUGGAGCCUUCAGAAGAACUGAGAACCAAAGUCAAAAAGAAAAAGAAGAAGCAGAAGAGAGCUGAGGCAGAGAGGACAGAGCAUUGCGAGAAACCAGAAGCGAAACAAUCUAAGAUAGGUGGCUUGAAUGGAAAGGAACUGGAUGCUCCGUUAAGUGAAUCUCACUCAGGGAAAAAGAAAAGGAAACAUAAAGAGCAGCAGGAGGGGGAAGGGAUUAGUUGUGAUGAAAAUACGGGCUAUGGAGGAAUUUAUACGGGAAUAUCUGAGGGGGAAGAUCUCGGUGUAAGGGACUAUGAGGCAAAGCAAAAGAAACGCCAUAAGAAGCAACACAAAAGGCAAGAAGAGGAGACAGAGGAGCGUAUCGAAGGAGCGCAGAGAAAGAAAAAGAAGCACUGCAAGCACGUUUAA